AUCAGAAUAAAUUUCAUCAACCAUAAAACUCUUCAUCUAUUCAACUUCUUGUACCAUCCACCGACUGAACCAAACAUACAGAGACGAGAUAUUCUUGAUCUAAGAACUGAAGAUUUUUCAAGAACAUGAAUGGUCUCAAAAACCAUUGCACCCACAUCAUUGCCUUUUCCCUUUUGUUCCUCACUUCACUGUGUGGAUUAAUCCUCUAUAAUCCGGCCGCUUUCCAGUCUGACUUUCCCUACACAAGGAAUGUGAACACUAGCCAACAAGAUGAGCUUGAACUGGCUUUGGCCGAGGCAUCGACAGAGAACAGAACAGUGAUAAUUGCUAUGGUAAACAAAGCCUAUGUAGAGGGUGAUGAUAAGUCGAUGCUAGAUCUUUUCUUGAAUGGUUUCUGGUUCGGUGAAAAUACGAGAGAUUUGGUUAAUCAUCUGUUGCUUGUUAACGUGGAUCAAGCGUCCUACGAACGGUGCAAGUUUCUUCGGCUUCAUUGUUACAAACUUGAAACAGAUGGUGUGGAAUUUGAUCGCGAGGAAGUUUACAUGUCCAAUGAAUUUAUCAAGAUGAUGUGGAGGAGAACCUUGUUUCUUGGAGAAGUACUUGUGCGUGGCUAUAACUUCAUUUUUACGGAUGCUGAUGUAUUAUGGCUAAGGAACCCAUUUCAGAGGCUGAGCUUCAACGAAAACAUUGAUCUACAAAUCAGUACAGAUAGUUUCAAUGGUGAUCAGUGGUCACAUAGCAACCCAAUAAACACUGGCUUUUACAUGGUCAGGUCAAACAAGAAGACUGUUAAAUUAUUUGACUUGUGGUAUUCAAGGAAAGAAGAGUCUAUUGGACAAAAAGAGCAAGACGUUCUAGAUGGAAUGCUGCAUGGAGAGGUGUUGAAAAAUCUAGGCCUUAGAGUAAGAUUCUUGAACACCCUCUACUUCAGUGGAUUUUGCCAAGACAGCAAGGACAUUAGAGCUGUCACGACUGUUCAUGCAAACUGUUGUCGAACGAUAAGUGCCAAGGUUGCUGACCUUUCCGCUGUUAUUGAUACUUGGAGGAGAUUCAAGCGCUCUGCGGCUAACGAAACAUUCACAUUUGGAAAUUUGAGCCAUGCGGCUUGUGCACAUUCAUGGGGAAAGUGAUAUCGUUUUUGAUGAAUUAUUUCGUCUAA
Molecule: messenger RNA, 1159 nt
Organism: Populus euphratica (Euphrates poplar)
Lineage: Eukaryota; Viridiplantae; Streptophyta; Magnoliopsida; Malpighiales; Salicaceae
Exons: 3
Coding region: 126-1130 (334 amino acids)
Source: RefSeq, a predicted model, not a curated record